GUGUCAGCUGACAGAAUUCAAACUGGGCGGCGGGUAGCUGAAGGUGAGACUGAAAAAAACACAGCAGAGCUUCAUUGUGCAGAGUUCGAGCAGAAGCGAGAGGAAAGAUGACGAGCACGUUGAAAGGCAUCACUCUGAAGGGCAGCGCCGAGCUGGUGGCCGAGUUCUUCUCUUUUGGCAUCAACAGCAUCCUGUACCAGCGAGGCAUCUAUCCCGCCGAGACAUUCACCAGAGUCACCCAUUACGACAUGAGCCUUCAGCUCACCACUGACUCCAAACUGAAGGACUACCUGACCAACGUGGUGUCUCAGCUCAAAGACUGGCUGUUUGAGUGCACGGUGCAGAAGCUGGUGUUGGUGAUCACGUGCCUGGAAACCAACGAGGUGCUGGAGAGAUGGCAGUUUGACAUCGAGUGUGACAAGUCAGCCAAGGAGAGCAGUGCUCCCAGAGAGAAGUCCAUUAAGACCAUUCAUGACGAGAUCCGCUCCAUCAUCAGACAAGUAACAGCCACCGUUUCUUUCUUGCCGCUAUUGGAGACGCCAUGUUCCUUUGACCUCCUGGUCUACACGGACAAAGACCUGGUGGUGCCGGACAUGUGGGAGGAGUCGGGGCCUCAAAUAAUCGACCAAUCGGAAGAAGUGCGCUUGCGUUCCUUCACCACCUCCAUCCACAAAGUGAACAGCAUGGUGGCUUACAAGAGGAGCGAGGCCGUUUAAACGUCAGCCAUGAAGCUGUGUGAAGCACCAACCAGUGUCCUUUAUAGAAAACUGUAGAUUCUUUUUUUACAUUGCCCUUUCCUAUCUCACUGUCGUCUCCUGCUUCCUCUCUCGGAACUUCACCUCGUCUCCUUCGUGUCAGGAACGUGAAGACGAGCUCCUCAGUCUAUUCUGAUGUAAAUAUUACCAUAAAAGUGGUUUGUCUGAUUUUUUCCAAUGUUGUUUCCUCUUACUCUCAACUUGUCAAGCUAUAUUUUAGAAGCUAGUGGUUUGUAUGUACAACUUUUAUAACAUGUAAUAAAAAAUUCAUAUGA
Molecule: messenger RNA, 1030 nt
Organism: Pleuronectes platessa (European plaice)
Lineage: Eukaryota; Metazoa; Chordata; Actinopteri; Pleuronectiformes; Pleuronectidae
Gene: mad2l1
Product: MAD2 mitotic arrest deficient-like 1 (yeast)
Exons: 5
Coding region: 108-716 (202 amino acids)
Biological process (GO): mitotic spindle assembly checkpoint signaling
Cellular component (GO): cytoplasm; kinetochore; nucleoplasm
Source: RefSeq, a predicted model, not a curated record